GGAAAUAUUUUAAGGCUCACCAUUUCACUUGCAAACUUCACAUUCUCAUUGUGAAACAAGUCAGCUGGAGAGCACAGACAUCAGACAGAUUUACUGGGAGAUGAAGAAAGAUUUUCUGAACUUAAAAAAACAAACCAAAAAAAAAACAAACAAAAAAAAACCUGAGGGGCGUAUCAAAACAGUUAACUUACAGAGUGAGGAAAUUAACCGUUGCAGAAAUAUAUGGUCAUUUCCUGAGCCUGAUGAUCUGAGGAGUAACCAGCAUAAGACGUUUUCUAACAGCCAAUCUGUCAUUUAUGGGCUUUUCAUGCUACACCGUACGCACUGGAGCAGGAGGCUCACUUCCAGCUGCAGUGUCAACAUACCGAGAGAGGGAGAGUGACUUAAGAAGUUGGUGGGGAGCCUGGAACUGAAUCAACGUCUCCAGCUAGCACCCUGCACCUUUCUGCAGCCUUUUUCAGGAUACUUCCAGCUCAGACGUGUACAGAAAAUAAAAUCUGUUACAGUGUGGAAGCACCAGCACCGAUCAGAUGAAAAUCCCCUAGGGAACUGCCUUGGAACAGUCUCCCACAGCCCAUGCACCACCUUCUGCUGCUAUCAGAUUUUGCAUGGGACCCAAUCCAGUAGGUAGCCUUUGGGCACAACUACCGGAUCAGGCCCUGUCUGCAAGUUAGAUUUUAACUGAACUCUCAUGAUAUGAUCCAGAAGGCUUUUAAGAAUCAACAAUUUCCUUUUCCAUAAUGCAUACAAAUAAAUCCCAACUGGAUGAUGAAACAUUGGCCAUGCUUCAGAACAGAGCUAUUGCAAUCACCCUCCCAGCUGUGUACUCCUUGGUGGCCCUCAUCAGCAUCCCUGGGAACAUGUUUUCCCUUUGGGUGCUCUGCUGCCACAUCAAACCCAAGACACCUUCAGUUAUCUUCAUGAUUAACCUUAGCAUCACAGACCUCAUGCUGGCUUGCUGCUUUCCCUUCCAGAUUAUCUAUCACAUCAAGAACAACAACUGGAUCUUUGGUAAGAGUCUUUGCAGCUUAGUCACAGUGAUGUUCUACUCAAACAUGUAUUCUUCUAUACUCACCAUGACCUGCAUCAGCAUAGAGCGGUUCUUGGGAGUGGUGUAUCCCAUGAAGUUAGUCAAGUGGAGAAGAAAGAGAUAUGCACUUGCUACCUGCCUGGGCACGUGGGCUGUUUUGCUAUUGGCCCUAUACCCACUGGCAAGCACAGAUCUGACCUAUGAAGUAAAAGCACUAGGGAUUAUAACUUGUUUCGAUGUGCUUAAAUGGGACAUGUUGCCCAAUGUUAUGGCAUGGGCAACCUUUCUUCUGACGCUGUUUGUUCUUCUCUUCCUGAUCCCAUUCAUAGUGACGGUAGCUUGCUACAUUGGCAUUAUUCGGAAGCUCAUUCAGACCUCUAGCAGAUACGGUAGCAGGCAGAAGACUAGGUCUAUUUACCUUGCUGGAAUUGUCCUCUUGGUAUUUGUCACUUGCUUCGCCCCUAAUAACUUUAUUCUACUUGUGCACAUGAUUAGCCGUCUCUUUUUGAGCAAGAGUUUCUACCCUGCUUACAAGCUCACCCUAUGCCUCAGUUGCCUGAACAUCUGUAUAGAUCCAUUCAUUUACUAUUUUGCAUCCAAAGAAUUUUAUCAGAAAUUUAUGCAGGUAAUAGGUCAUAAGGUACUGCUCACUGACAGUCUGGAGACCAGAAGGGAAAGCUUAUUUUCUGGCAGGACAAUGUCAGCCAGGUCAAUGUCAAGUGGGCCUAUGGAAGGGUUAGAUGGAGUUAAGGUAUGUUUGCAAAGGCAAGAAAGUGUUUUUUAACUACAGACUUCAAAUCAGAUGUGGGAAGGUAGUAGUAAGUUCUCAGUGGAGAAAGAAAGGGAUUUUUCGUAAAUGAUAUUCUGAUAAACAUCAAUGCCCAUAGCAAUAAUAGUCCAACCACAGUGAACAGCAAGUAUCUCACACAUGUCAAAAAUCAGUAACUACUUGCUGGGAAGGAAUAGAGAAGGAGUAAGAUGAACCAAAAUUAUCAAAGGAAGAAAGUGAUCCAGUCCAAGUCCAGUGAUCCAAGACAAAACUGACAAACAAGGAUGCAGAUAGAAUUAAUUCUACUGAACACUUCUGAAUAUGAUCAGAAAGCAAGGACAAACCAAAAGUACUUUCAGAAUCUGAGAUCUCAGUGCUUAACCAAAUACUUAUGGAUCUCACUUAUCAUACUAAAGGAAAAUAAUGUUAAAGUGGGUUUGGGGGCAGGGAGUUGCCUUUGUAAAUAAUAUGUUAAUUGCUUAUAGAAGUAUGAUUUUCUCUUUUGUGUUGCAGAAAAAGAAUGAAUAUAUCUUGCCAUUUUAUCAUGAAUAUAUUAUGUGUAGCCACUAUGAACUCAUCACAACACUUACGUAUCACUCGCUUGAUUUAUACACAGCCUAACCUAACCACAUUAACCUUCAAAGAGGUUAGCUUGGUUAAUAGUUAUUUAUUUCAAUUUUGUCUAUAGAAAUAUCUCGUAAAAUGAAGUAAAAAAGAAAGACCAACGUCAGUACCCUAAACCACAUCAACGCCCCAGCUGCUGAGUGGGUUACAUCACUGUUAGAACUAGACACUUCUAAGGAGGGAGGUGAAGUGCAGAUGGCUUACAUGGCAAUUUUCUCACAAAGACCCACUACACUAAGAUUGCAGAGCUGGCAUUCACUUAACAUACUUUAGUUGUUUGUUUUACAAUGGGCCAAACUCUAUGGUCCUGUACUGAAAACAGUUCCCACUGCAGUCAGUUCGAGUAUUGCUUUAUGUAGUUUAUUUUGCUUUCCUCUAGGAGCUAGUUCAGAUAAUGGUCCAGAUUCUCAUCUAGUGUAAAGGGGAGUAAUCUCAUUUAUCUCAAUUGCAUUACGCCAAUAUAAACAAGCUGAAGAUUUGUCUCCCGAAUCUUGGCAUUACCUCAUCUGCUUUUGAUACUUUACAUGUUUGGACUACAGGUAUUACAGACAGAAAGAAAGGCACUGGGCAGUUGAAAUUUACCAACCUUCCUGCAGCUAGCUCAUGUAUUAUUAGUGCAGUGGUAUGUUCAGACCCUCAGUAACCUGUCCCAAAAUAUUGCAUCAUACCAUGCUACUCCUCAUAUCUCAGAAAUUGAAUGGUUGUUUAGAAAUACAAUAAAACAGCAUCUAUGUUUUUCUUUUUAAUCUCAAAUGACUUUUUUCCUAUUUUUUAAUUUGAAAUUGUGCAUAAUUUCAACACUCAUUAAAAUGAGGAGCAAAUGACACUUGUUAGAGCCAAGCAAGCUCCCCCUCACCACUGGGCCAAAACAACUCAACAGUACUUCUAAUAUCCUAGUGCUUGAUCUAACUCUCAGUGAGCUCAGCAGGAAACUUUCCAUUGACACUGAUAUAAGCGUUGGAUCAGGCCUCAAGUAAUUGGCCAGCCUGGAGCAGCGACCGCCAGCUAUGUGAACUGUGUGGUAGUUCCGUAACGUGGACAAAAACAUUUAAAAGGUGCCAGACCACUAAAAAUUUAUCUGCCUUUUCAUCUAAAGUAUGAUUCAAACUCAGCAAUACAAAUGUUAUUAGUUCCAAACAUUAGUCUUGUGCACCAUCUACUUUCUAACCCAUGCUUUGUUAUAGUCACUGGAUAACCAAAAAACUUGUUUUAGAAUUUAUAAGGAUUUUUCCUACCUAUUAUCCUCCCUGUCAAAGAGUCAAGUACUGAUGGAGAUUACAACCAAGAUGAAAAGCAACACAUAUUAGUGCUUUACAGUAUAACCUCAGAGUUAGGAAAACCUCGGGGAAUUGAAGUUGUUUGUAACUCUGAAAUGUUUGUAACUGCAAACAAAACAUUAUGGUGGUUCUUUCAAAAGUUUACAACUGAACAUUGGCUUAAUACAGCCUUGAAAAUUUACUAUGCAGAAGAAAUAUGCUGCUUUUAACCAUCUUAAUUUAAAUGAAAUAAGCACAGAAACAGUUUCCUUACCUUGUCAAAUCUUUUUUUUUUUAAACUUUCCCUUUAUUUUUUAGUAGUUUAUGUUUAACACAGCACUGUACUCUGUUUGGUUUUUUGUUUUUGUUUUUUGUUUGUUUGUUUGUUUGUUAUUGGUUUUUUGUGUCUUUGCUGGUGCCUGAUUGCAUACUUCUGGUUCCAAAGAAGGUGUGUGGUUGACUGAUCAGUUCGUAACUCUGGUGUUCGUAACUCUGAGAUUCUACUAUCGUUCUAAAGUUACCUGAAGUGUUUUAUGUCACUUCUCAGUAAUAUUUUUAAGCACUCCAUGAAAAUUCUGCUUAUCUUUAAAAAAAUACACUCCACAUUAACUUUCUUUAAGCAGAUGGGAAGUUAUCUGGUAUGGCACAGAAAGAAAGAAAGAAAGAAAGAAGCAGAUAAAGUACUAAUUUAUAAUAAUAAGUACACAAUGAAAGCAUAAUAUUUUUAAAAAUUAAUACUCAAAAGAGGGAGGAUGCACAUUAUGUGAAUUUGAGGCAUUUGGAUAUGUAUUCUAUUUAUUUACUGUGUCUGAGAAGAUUCUGAGAACAGAUUCUCUUUAAGCUAUCCCACAUUCAUCAUCUAGAAAUUCAGUGAGUUUAUUUAUGUCUUGCAAAUGUGCUUAUAGGUUUAGUAGCACAUGGUUUCACUUUGCUAUUUGAGCUAUUCAGCCAUCAGCUUUCAAGAAUUCCAGCAUUCUUGCUAUCAAAUCGGUAUUCUACACUUAUGAUGGCAGCAGUUUUGCUCUGGAUUACAUACUUAAAUAUCCAGGGGGGUUUAAAUUCAAUUAUUGUCCAAUUAAAAUUUGCUAAUUUCCCCUAGCUCUAGAGCAGAUUUUUUUAUGUGCUUUAGUUAGGGCCCAAUCCUGUCAGGGACUGAAUGCUCUGAACUGUCACUCUCUUCAAAAGGAGUUUGACAGUGCAGAAACUUUGCAGGAUCAGACCCUCACAGAUUUAUGGUUUCAGAAAUGCUGAAAUGGUCUUUCUGCAAUAAAAAAGGUCAGCCACAAGUGACUGAAAAUGCGCUGUCCCUCAUCCCCAUACAGCCCUUCAGACCACUGCAUCUUUCUUCUGGUGCACUAAUGUCUCAGUCAGGGGCCAGGACUGUUGAUUGUUCACCACAAUAUCUGUUAAAUUACCACUAUGGGCUAGAUCUCAGAGUGCCUACUCCAGGGCUGCCCGGGGGGGAGGGCAAUUUGCCCCAGAACCCUGGGCCCUGCAGGGCCCCCCAUGAGAAUAUAGUAUUCUAUAGCAUUGCAAAUUUUUUUUUAUGGAAGGGGCCCCCGAAAUUGCUUUGCCCAGGCCCCCUGAAUCCUCUGGGUGGCCCUGACCUACUCAGGCAAAACUCCUAUCAAAGUCAGUAGGACUGUUGCCUGACUGAAGAACAUAGCAUCUGGCUCUAUGUACAUAGUCUUUAGGACUCGGUAGUGCAUGUUGUGAAGGUAAUUUGCUAUAAAAUGUAUUUCUGUUUUCGUGAGGAGCAGUCUGGGGAGAUGUUCUUUGAACCACUGAAAAUAUUCUCUUGCCACCUUGUUACCCUCAUAUUCAACAUGCAUACAGGGCCAUUUAGAAGGUUUGUGAGGAGCCAUGGGAUACAUUUACGUUUUGAGCUAGAGGUGUAACUUCCAGCUCAGGUAAACAUACAUAUGCUAGCUACCAUAUCACCUGAGACCCUCGGUAUGUGCUUGGGGUGACUAGCCCCUCCCACCUUAGCUACACGGAUAUUUUCAGCUUGCUAGCUCCAUCACAGCUAGUGUGCAUACAUCCACAUAAGCUCAACAUGACACCCAUAGCUUGAAGUAUGGAUACAGUGCUUUCACUCUGGGGAAAAGUAGACUGCUAAGGAAGUUGGACCUUUUGUUUAUUAAUUGUUUGGAUAGUUGAUUACAUUUUGGGAUGAUUGUAUAGGCUUCUGAUUUUUUUAUAUUUGCUGUAUGAUAUUGCUGUGAAAAUGCCUACUGUAGUUAAUAAAAUAAAUAUAAAGGCCCAUUUUAA
Messenger RNA from Gopherus flavomarginatus (Mexican gopher tortoise), 5950 nucleotides. Its product is annotated as P2Y purinoceptor 8-like. The record is from RefSeq and is a predicted model, not a curated record. Gene Ontology annotation, biological process: thrombin-activated receptor signaling pathway; positive regulation of Rho protein signal transduction; blood coagulation. Gene Ontology annotation, cellular component: membrane. Gene Ontology annotation, molecular function: thrombin-activated receptor activity; G protein-coupled purinergic nucleotide receptor activity. The transcript has 5 exons. NCBI's taxonomy places the organism in Eukaryota, Metazoa, Chordata, Testudines, Testudinidae. The coding region runs from base 741 to 1814 and encodes 357 amino acids.